This is a messenger RNA of Penaeus vannamei (Pacific white shrimp), 2014 nucleotides long. The record is from RefSeq and is a predicted model, not a curated record. NCBI's taxonomy places the organism in Eukaryota, Metazoa, Arthropoda, Malacostraca, Decapoda, Penaeidae.
CAACAGGUAGUGGGGUGAGGUAUUCAAUGCGAGUGUCGGCGUUGGUGUUCCAGCCGUACGAGACUCACACCUGUUUGCCGUCUGCCAUGACCUGCUAGAUCCACACUUUAUGGUCAUCCUUUCAACACACAGGAAAGUCGCUGCAACCAUGACGAUGCGCCGCCUCCUUGUGCUCUGCUCCAUCUUUGCCAUGAGUGUAAGGGCCACCAUCAGUACAGACGCUUCUGAUGAAACACAACGGAGUAAAAUGGAGACUUCAGCUUCAGCCGCGGGAGAGCCACAGAGCCUCGCGACGCCGCCUCCUGGGCUGGACCUCCUCCCCACCAACACUGAUGGAGGAUCAGCUGAGAACGCACAGCUCCUCAAGCCCAGCCGCGAUUCAGUUCCUCAGAAAGAUGCCUGGUCGCUAGCUGGCAAGCAGUGGCACGUAGAUGUAAAGAGAGAUAUCAGUGACCCUGUAAACGUGGUGGAUGCCUCUGGUGACCUGAAAGAAACGGUUUACGAUGAGGAGGACGUCGGUGAUAUCGUGAGCGACGUCUCCGAUACAUACAACGAAGAUGAUUCUCUGAUGUCUGCCAGAAACGACCUGCUCUCCGCCCCGACAGAGUUCCUCGACAGCCUCGACGUCCCAGUGUUCCCGGAAUAUCCUUCGAAGCGAGGAGGACCCUACUGGGUGGCUCGAGGCAAGAAGGGCAUACGCGACUACAUUCCCUUCUACUGGGGUUCCAAUCAGAACAUUCUCGGUAAAACUGCCUUCAGUCGAUCUGCCCUAACGCAGCUGCUUCCCCUCCGACCCAGCAGUGCCCUUCAGAGCGAGAGAAGUGGCACGGAAGCGUCUCCCCGCAUUACAAGUUCCGGUUGGGAGUCUAACCAAAACUUUUGGGGCAAAAGGAACAACGGUCCCUUCUGGAUUGCUCGAGGAAAGAAGGGACGUGAUGAUGACCCCCCUGUGCCGGAGCGCAAGUGGUACACCGGGAAUCGGUCUUGGGGCUCAAAUCCCCCUUACUUUGGGAAGAGAAACACUUUGCCAGAUGCUCGAUUUCCAGCAAAACAGUUAAUUGCCCAAACUGUGGACAGAAGAGAUGGCAAUGGACCCUUCUGGCUGAGUCGAGGCAAACGAUCGCAGAUUCUAAACGAAGAAUUUACUCCCUGGAUGCUUGAAGAGCUCAGCAAAGGCCAGUCGAAGAACUUCUGGACAGCACGAGGCAAGAAAGAAGAGGAAGGCGGGACCAGGCCUUUCUGGAUCUCAAGAGGAAAGAAGAAAGAGGGGAAAACUGUGACCCGAGGAGCGGCAACCAAGGACGUCACCAAUCCAUUCUGGGUUUCAAGAGGCAAGAAAAACCCAAGACCAUUCUGGGUCGCGAGAGGGAAAAAGGACAAAGACAGCGGGAUCUGGGAUAAAGAAGGGAAAACGGAUAAGCCAUUUUGGAUUGCCAGAGGGAAGAAAGGGACUAUUUUCAGUGAGAAGAGAGAUGAAAUGACUGACAGUCCACUCAAAGACGGAAGAUGUAAGAAAGAAAAGGAAGACAAUUAUUUUUUGGUCGCCAGAGGGAAGAAGGAAAGAGAAGAUAAUCCCUUUUGGGCUGUGAGGGGAAAGAAAACUGUAGUGAACAAUCCAUACUGGAUAUCUAGAGGAAAGAAAGGAGAUGCAGAUGACAUAUUAGACAAUCCAUUUUGGGUUACACAGGGGGGCAAAGUAGGGGACGAGAAGCCCUUCUGGGUCGCCAGAGGGAAAAAGAGGCCCCCUUCUGGUCGUAGUGAACCCCUUCUGGGUCGCCAGAGGAAAGAGGCCUACGCACGACCCGGCGGAAAACGGAGAGGGACCUUUCUGGGUAGUUCGAGGCCGCAGGGACGACGACCAGAAGACCCAACAAGGACACUCGGAGCAGCUUCUGCAGUUCCUGGAUGGCUGGUCCCGGCCAGGCACUCCGAAUUCCAAGAAAUUAGUCCUGACCAAGAUCUCUGUCCCUUAAAGAUGAAUCACGGAGAUAACAUGCUGCCCCCGAGUGAUUAG